Messenger RNA from Ostrinia furnacalis (Asian corn borer), 1014 nucleotides. RefSeq names its product phospholipase A1 member A-like. The coding region runs from base 1 to 1014 and encodes 337 amino acids. The transcript is spliced from 8 exons. The record is from RefSeq and is a predicted model, not a curated record. NCBI's taxonomy places the organism in Eukaryota, Metazoa, Arthropoda, Insecta, Lepidoptera, Crambidae. Gene Ontology annotation, molecular function: serine hydrolase activity; lipase activity. Gene Ontology annotation, biological process: lipid catabolic process.
AUGUAUGGACAAAAUUGCGGUUAUCGCGGCACGCAUCCUCAGCCCACUGAUUCCUCUCCACCCUCCACGGUGAUGGUCAGCGAGCUGGUGGCGUGGGGGGUGGACCUGUUCAGCGAGGACUGGCUCCGGCAGAGCGGCUGGGAGCCCUCGCACGAGACCAUCCUGCUCAUCCACGGGUACGCCGGCGGAGACGACACGCUGCCCAUCGCGGUGCUCAGAGAUGCGUACCUCCGCCGCGGCGGCUACAACGUCCUAAUGCUGGACUGGGGCUCCCUCUGCCAGCCGCCGUGCUACGUGGCAGCUGUUCACAACCUGCGGCCAGUCGCGCGGUGCGUGGCCGAAGCCCUAGGCUCGCUGCGGCGCGCCGGCCUCCGCCCCGACCGCCUGACGUGCGUCGGCCACUCGUUGGGCGCCCACUUGUGCGGGAUACUCGCUAACUAUCUCACCUUCAGGCUUAAUAGGAUUAUAGGGUUGGACCCCGCCCGGCCUCUGAUCCGGUCGGCGCCCGCUCUUCGCCUGGACCCGGGUGACGCGCGCGCGGUGCACGUGCUCCACACCAACGCCGGCCGCUACGGCGAGGCGGCGCGCCUGGGACACGCCGACUUCUGCCUCAACGGCGGCCGCAGCCAGCCCUACUGCGAGGACACGCCCAGUGAGUCACCAGGGUUCUGCGGCCGCUACGGCGAGGCGGCGCGCCUGGGACACGCCGACUUCUGCCUCAACGGCGGCCGCAGCCAGCCCUACUGCGAGGACACGCCCACAAGGUUCUGCGGCCGCUACGGCGAGGCGGCGCGCCUGGGACACGCCGACUUUUGCCUUAAUGGCGGCCGCAGCCAGCCCUACUGCGAGGACACGCCCACAAGGUUCUGCGGCCGCUACGGCGAGGCGGCGCGCCUGGGACACGCCGACUUCUGCCUCAACGGCGGCCGCAGCCAGCCCUACUGCGAGGACACGCCCAUGAACAGCAAGCAAGUGUGCAGCCCGGAAGCAUUACCUCAAUUCGAUCGUGGCUAG